This is a messenger RNA of Mytilus californianus (California mussel), 5461 nucleotides long. Its product is annotated as collagen alpha-3(VI) chain-like. Bases 654 to 3137 code for a protein of 827 amino acids. The record is from RefSeq and is a predicted model, not a curated record. The transcript is spliced from 7 exons. NCBI's taxonomy places the organism in Eukaryota, Metazoa, Mollusca, Bivalvia, Mytilida, Mytilidae.
UACGAUACAGAUAAAGCUAUAGAACUUUAAAUGAUCCAGUGCAUCUUACGACUGGGCAAAUUACAAAAGAAAAGAUUAUUUUAGUUACUGUUAUCUAUUCAAAUUGCUUAAGAUAGGGUAAUUUGAAUAUUGCGCUUGGAAGUGAAUUUUUAGAGAUUUUAUUUAUUUAACAGUUGUCAUAAUAGCACUUGUGCGAUUUUUACAUUUAUCUAAAACGAUAAUUUGUAAAAUAUUGAAGUUAGAAUUCCGAGUUAAGGGUGUAUCAUCACGACAACGAACAGGGAUGUAAAUACAAAUUGGUUGACGUAGGCGAAUCAAAGUUCCGAAAUUUCGUAAUGAUUCUAGAACAGUAAUGAUUUUCCGCAUUAAAAUAAUAUUUACCGGAAGGAAAUCGACACCUGCCUCUUAAAUAUAAAGAGGUACUACACCCAUACUAUAUGAUAAUUAUCAGAUACAAGUUAAUUCGAAUGGACAAAUAAAAUAUUUGAAUAGCAUAUAGUAUACUUUCUUCAACAAGAUAUUAUAAAAACGGGAAACUAAACUCUGCUUUCAUUGGCUAGCGUUAAUAGUAGAUAUAAGGAUGACAUUGUGAAGAUACAAGUAUAUUUGGAUUUUAUUUCACUCACUUAUACUUAUAUAACUUUUGCACCGAAAUGGAUAUUAAAGUGUGGUCAACGUGUAUUGUAUUUGUAUAUUUUAUCAGCGUAAAUGGAGAACAAACCUUAAUGAUGAGAGGACCAGAAUCCAAAAUACCUCCGACAUUAGCAUGUGGAGGGGUUGAUCUAGUUUUCCUCGUAGAUACCUCAAGAAGUAUUUGGGAACUUGACUUCACACGUCAGUUGGACUUUAUAGAAAGAGUUGUUGGCAAGUUCGACAUCGGACCUGGACGAAAGCAAACAAGAGUUGGUGUGAUACUGUAUGCACAAACAUUUUGGGUACGCUUUUACUUACGUUCACAUAUGGAUCUUCCAUCUUUAAGGGCAGCAAUAAGAAGAAUACCCCAUAGACAUGGAUCAAAAACCAGAACAGAGAAAGCGUUGAGGUUUUUACGAACUCAUAUGUUUAAAAAGUGGUAUGGCGGAAGAAGCAACACUACUCACGUGGCCAUUAUCAUUAGUGAUGGUAGAUCUCAAGACCGAAGGGCAACCCGAAGAGAAGCAACGAAAGUGAAAGAGGCAGGGGUUAAACUUUUUACGAUAGGUGUGGGAAAAAGAGCAGAUAUUGAAGAACUUAAAGAAAUAGCUAGUGAUCCAGAUGAGCAUUUUGUAUUCCAAGUCGGGGAUUUUAAGGCACUGGAUGGACUGAACUACAAACUUCCUACAAGUACAUGCGUUGACAUUCUUGAACAAGCUGGUGCCAUCAGCACGAAGACAACACCACCACCAACAACAUCAACAACAAGCCCUGCAACUACACUUCCAUCUGUUUUACUGCUACAGCCUAUGACUUAUUUGACUCUGCAGGAGGCAAAUCGAGCAUCUCCAACAUUGCAGAAAGGUCAAGGGCAAAACAGCACCGAAUCUCCUAAAGUGUUAUGGGAUAUUUUAACUCGGUCGCCUCAAGUAGAGAGGUAUCUUACUACAACUUCUAGUGUAAUAGAUGAGACAAUAUCAGAAGCAACAAAUAGUACGGCCAAAGACGAAGACGAAAUUAUUGACCAAAAUAAUAUCCAGCCUGGUUCACAAGAUCACCAAAGAACAAUUUUACUAUCGAAUGAAAAGUCAGAGCAAGCGUUUGCUACGUUACCUACGUUACAGGGUAUAAGCACAUCUCCGGAUAAUAUACAUCAGCAAAUUUCAGGACUGUUUGGAGAAAAUAGCAAUAACACUGCAGUGCAGUGGAAUGGCAAUAACGAAGGUCCUUUUCAGGGACAAAGGCAGACCACUCCAUUACCUAUUGAGAUUCAAAAAGGCUUAGCAGCCUACUCAUUAAAACCUAUAACGGAAGAUCAAGCUCAGAUUAUGUCAAACUACGUGCUUAGAGAUGUACCGGCACAAUCAUACUGCGAUGGCAAAGACGCCGACAUCUAUUUUGUGUUGGACGCUUCAAAUAGCAUCUGGCCGGAAGAUUUCAAACAGCAAUUGGCCUUUGUCAACAGCGUUAUAGACAUUUUAGACGUCACUCAUGGCAACACAAGAGUUGGUGUGGUCGUAUAUAGUACCACGAUUCAUCCAAUAGUCAUGAUCAAUUCUGGGUUUUCCAAAUCGCAAAUCAAACGUCAAGUAAACGCCAUUCAGUACGUCAGUGGAAGAACCAAUACAUCUGAUUCCCUUCGUUAUAUACGACAGUAUGGCUUCGGGCCUGGACUAACCAGAGAAGGGGCUGUGAAAUUAGCUAUUGUUUUGACAGAUGGCGUAUCAAGAAGGCCUCUUGAGACGAAAAAACAAUCAAAUUUAUGCCGGGAAGCUGGAAUACACCUUUUUGCUGUAGGAAUAGGUAAAAAUGUGGAUCAGACUGAACUAAAAAGAAUAGCCAAUGAUCCUGACCAGAAGUUCAUGUUCCAUGUAGAUUCGCAUGCAGCUCUUAGUACUAUUAAAGAUUUCUUGGCAAUCACAGCUUGUAGUGUUGCUCCUGACCAGCCUAGGAAUGUACCAGUGUGUAAUGACCUUGGUCCUUUGGAUGUUUUGUUUUCUUAUGAUUCCUUUGCCCUCGGAAGUAGAAAGUCUCAAAUGAUAAAUUUUUUCAUCCAUGAUGUUUUGAACAGCCUCAAUUUCUCAAACGGAAAUUUACAGAUCGGGCGAUUGACUGAUAACUGUCCAGAAAUUACAGACAUUCCGAUUUCCGCUGGCAAAAACUUAUCCGCUUUUGCAAGCAUUAAUUAUCCGGGAGUACCAAACUUGUUGAGGAAGAUGAAGUCAGGUUUUUCAAACCGCGAAGGUGCCAAGAAGCUAGGAGUUUUAUUUGUCGAUGAUAGUACAGAGAGUAUUGAAAAUGCUGUUCGUGUGAUUAAAGACGGGAUUGAUUAUAAACUAAUGGUUAUUGGAAUCGGAGACCAGCAGGUUACGGAUUCGGCUGGAGAUCUGUGUUCAUACCCUAAGCAUGACUACUUUUUGCAAGUACCGAGAUACUCGAACUUGUUACGAGCUAGAUCAAAGUUGCUAGACAAACUAUGCACUACGAUGAUAGCAGCUGGAUAAUAGGUGUUCUACUUGUAAAAGCAAACAUGUGAUUAUAUAGUAAUUUUAUCUAUUUUUGUAAAAAAAUGUAAAUAGCUUGUUUUUUACGUAAGAGGAAGAUAAAGAUAUCUACCAACAAGACAAUCAAAGAUGUAAACAUUAUGGUUUCUACGUUGAUGUACAUAUUCAUACAUUAAAUUUAUAGGACAGUCGUUGAUUUAUCAGACAAUGCCUUGAAAUGUAUAAAAAUACAAAUACCUCUGCAAUUGGGAUCGUCACAGUCACACAUCACAGCACAGAGAGAUCAAAUAAUAAGUUAAAAAAAAAGUCAGACUUUAUAAACGUUUAAACAUGGUUUGGAUAAACUAGUUUUGGGAUUAUAAACCACCCCUAUUCUAACGCUUUUGUGUUCGAUGUAUGAUAACGCUGACUAAUAGAACUGGUUUUUUUCUUUUAACUGGGACGAAAUAUUGUUACAUUUGAAUAAUAAAAAUGUUUUUAAUCAUAAAAUCCAUAUUUCUCUUGAUUUUGAUUUUUGAUAUGCAUAGUAGCUCUGAAUUUAAUAUGACCUUCUGAUAUCAAUAAUAUUUUAUUUGUACUUGAUGAUACAAAAAUUACUCCGAUCAAGCAAAACCUUAAGUUGAAAUCCUGAUGUAAUGACGUAACAGGUAAUUCCCGUACCAAUUAUAAAUUGUUAACAUACUGAAAGACAAUAUGUGCAACUCAGAACAAAGACCAAAACUAUUUGAAUAUACAAUUUCAAAGAUUUGAAUAUACAAUUUCAAAGAUUUGAAUAUACAAUUUCAAAGAUUUGAAUAUACAAUUUCAAAGAUUAAUAAGCUUAUAAUUAUUCUGAAUUUAUAAGUUAAAUGUAUUGAAAUUCAAAUCAAGGAAAUUCAAGUAAUUUAUUUUCAGAUUUACUGACCUCAUCGGGCGUAACUGAAAAAAAACUACGUAAUUGAAGGAUGUUCCAUUAAAAAUGCAAAAUAAGGUAGUUUGUAAUACCGAUUUUGAAUCACCAAAUUCAUAACCCCAAAAAAAGCGGAAAUCUUAUAGGUUUUCUAAGAGACUAAAUGAUUUGUGCUUUUAGAAUUUGCCAUUAUGCGCGUCUUUCAACACAGCUAAACUUAUGUUUUCAUAUGCAAAAAACGGUCACAUUAUAUAUAAACAGAUGAAAUAUUCCUGGGGAAAAGUAAAAUAUACGGAAACGUCGCAUAAAAAAUGAGCAAUUGAAAUAUGUCCGAGGCAUCAAUUUCUUACAAAAUGAAUAGUAAGCAAUGACGAAUGUCAAAUUGUUCAAAAAAUGUAGAGAAGCAAAACAAAUCAAAGUACUGAAGUAUUGUGAACAUCGGAUGAUCGCAAGUUCUUGUGGAUGGUCACAAGCACUUAUCUCCGAAAAAAAAAAUCACAUCUCUAUACCUGAAAGUGAGGUUAAGGUACAUAGAUAUAUUUUUUUCUGAGACAAGUUCGUUCGUGGAUGAUGAAUAAAUGACAGGGAAUUCAACCUCACCGUAAUAACUAUUAUAUUGUAGUGAUACAAAUUAGUAUACUCUGGUUUGUUGUUAUAUAUUAUUUUAAUAUUUGUAUAUAAUAGUUACAUGUAUAUAUAAAUUUCAUUCAUUUGUAUAUCAUUCUAUUCUACUAUUCUAAUAAUUUUCGGUAUUCUUGAUUUGUUAUUGAUAUGUAUAUUUCUCGCGACAAAACAUUUCCAUAUCAUUUAUCUAUGUUCUUAAAAAUUAUUUUCAUAAAUAUUUAUAUUAUAACAAGCGAUAAGGAAUGUUAUUUUGCGUUCGGUUAUCAGUCAAAAACGAAAGUCACGUGGGUAGAAAUGUCUGUGGCAACCAUUCACGGGAAUGCCCUCACGGUCAUCCGAUGUAAAAAUCGUUAUUCGAUAUUUACGAAAGAAUCUUGGGUUGUUCGGAGGUCGAUUCAAACCAAUUUUUCUAUGAUUCAGUAUGGAAUCAAAAUCAAAUGUGUGGAACUUUAUAGUAAUUAAGGAUACAUAUACAAAAUAAACAUAGAAUGGAAACUUUUAUCUGGAUCUUAAAUAAACGUAGAUGAUGAAACUGUCAAAAUAGGUGCAGUGUGGGUACCCUUACGUUACAAUUGUAGUAAGUCCUUGUCUAGGAAACGCCCGAUCAGGUAAAAUAAGUUAGGUAAUACGAAUAUUUAUUCAGUGUAUUGUACUUUAAUAACAUACCUAAUUGUAUUAAUAUGUUUAUGUAUACAUGUAUAUAUGAUGGUGUGUUUCAAGAUUGUUGUUGCAUAAUGUUUUGCUUAAUCAACUGCAAUUGUGAAAUAUGAUGACAGCACAGAUUUCCUGUAUUAAAAACCUGUGCAAAGUC